AUGGAAAGUGUGUUUCGGUUAGUUAAUUUCGGUAUCAAAGAAGAAAAAACUCGAAGCCAAGUUGAGUCAAUUGCCGAAUCAUUAGGAGAUUCUUUAGGAGUCUUAUGGUUGUCCUCAAAUGAAGUGCUUUAUGCCCGUAAUUGUGCUAUUUAUCGCAAACAAGUCCCAAUCUCUACUUCAACUAGUAGUGAUAAAUCUACUGAUAAAUCUAAUGAUAACUCUAGUGAUAAGAAAAUCACUAGUAAAGGAGAUAAACUCUUUGCUAAGAUGGGACAGACGAUCUCUCGCUUACUUAUGUCUGAUAAUGUAGUGGUGGCUGGUACACGCGAAGGGGCUUUAAGACUCUUUGAUACGUCUGGUAAGCGUUUAGGUCAUUUAAGUACUCCACCGGGUUUAAGAGCCCUUUGUUUUAUACGGACAGAUAUGCUUUGUUUGGGGGGUGAAUCGUGUCUCUUGCAUAUCUUUAGUCUAACUGGAGAAGUGUUGUUAGAGAAGGCUUUUCCAGAGUAUAUAGAAUCAGUUACAGCUAGUCAGACACAUUUAGUAGUAGGUCUAGCCAAUGGAGAUGUUUAUUUAUACGCAUAUAAAGUAGUUGAUAGUAGUCAAAGUAAGGUUGAGUUGGAAGAAGUCUUAGUGUUUAGUUUAGGCCGAGCGGCAGUAGUACAGUUUAUUUCGGCUGAGUUGUUCUUAGUAGGUCUUUCUUCUGGGUAUGCUUAUAUUUAUAGUGUAGUGCAAGGAGUAGUGGCUGAAGCUGCUCUUCAUUCUAAGGCAAUUACUCAAGCCCAGACUUUGGGUGAGUUUGUAGUUACUUCUUCUUUAGAUGGUCGUUUACGUAUUUCAACUAGUCAUUUAAGAGAGAUUACAUCACUUUAUCUCGGAGUAGGUCUAACUACGUUUGCAGCUAUUAAAUCUCCAGUUCUAGGGAGUGCUUAUCUUUUACUGACUAGUGCUGGGGAUUUACUGGCUUAUCGUGAUCGUUGGGAGGAAGUAAAGACGAGUGAACCGAUGCGAGUGGCUAAUAAGACUCCACCUCGGACACUUUUUCAGCACACACGAGCCCAAACUACUCCAAUUACGAAUACAACUAAGUUGGGUUUUACGGCGUAUGUUAAACUAUCUAGAUGUGAAAUGCUUAUGAAGUCUUUCCAGUACCGCCGGGCCCUUUCUGAAGCUAUUCAAGUCGAGGAUAGAGAAACAGUUACGGCUAUUCUUGAGUACCUUUUUACUGCUAACCGACUAACCACAACUAUUCGUACACUUUCUGAUCAAGAUCACAGUUACUUAGUGGACACAAUGACCGAUUUACUGAGGAACAAAAAGUUCUAUCCUGUCGCCCAUGAAGUCCUGCUGAUCUACACGCGAGCCCUAGCCGCACGUACACCCCAAACCAUCACUCCUCUACAGCACCCCCUAGAUAGAGCUAUUCAAGAGGCCAAAGAAGAAUGGGAGGUCCAAAGCAUGACCCAAACAACCCUUAACUAUGCCCAUAUGCUUCUCCAAGACAUGCAGUAA
Messenger RNA from Nematocida homosporus, 1512 nucleotides. RefSeq lists its product as uncharacterized. Bases 1 to 1512 code for a protein of 503 amino acids. The transcript has a single exon. Lineage: Eukaryota; Fungi; Microsporidia. Gene Ontology annotation, molecular function: protein binding. The record is from RefSeq and is a predicted model, not a curated record.